GAUCAAUCGGUAGUUUGACGUUCGAUUUCUAGAGUUAACGCAUGCGCACAACCUGCCCUUCCUUUCCGCUAGCUUCUCCGCCAUGGCGCCUAUUAAAAAGCAGAUCACCGGCAAAGGUGGUAAGAAGAAAAAGCAGGUCCUGAAGUUCACCCUGGACUGCACCCACCCUGUGGAAGAUGGUAUCAUGGACGCAGCCAACUUUGAGCAGUUUCUUCAGGAGCGUAUCAAAGUGAAUGGGAAAGCCGGUAACCUGGGUAACGGUGUGGUCUCCAUCGAGAGGAGCAAGAGCAAGAUCACAGUGUCCUCUGAGGUGCCCUUCUCCAAAAGAUACCUAAAGUAUUUGACCAAGAAGUACCUGAAGAAGAACAAUCUUCGCGACUGGCUGCGUGUUGUGGCUAACACCAAGGAGAGCUACGAGCUGCGCUACUUCCAGAUCAACCAGGAUGAAGAGGAGGAGGAAGAUGAAGAUUAAAUAUACAAUAAAUCAGUUUUUGUACAUUUAAAUAAAUGUGGUUUACAGUACAGAAG
Messenger RNA from Trematomus bernacchii (emerald rockcod), 528 nucleotides. RefSeq names its product 60S ribosomal protein L22. Gene Ontology annotation, biological process: cytoplasmic translation. The transcript has 4 exons. Gene Ontology annotation, cellular component: ribosome. Bases 83 to 472 code for a protein of 129 amino acids. The record is from RefSeq and is a predicted model, not a curated record. NCBI's taxonomy places the organism in Eukaryota, Metazoa, Chordata, Actinopteri, Perciformes, Nototheniidae. Gene Ontology annotation, molecular function: RNA binding; structural constituent of ribosome.